Molecule: messenger RNA, 1692 nt
Organism: Rotaria sordida
Lineage: Eukaryota; Metazoa; Rotifera; Eurotatoria; Philodinida; Philodinidae
Source: the annotation of a GenBank genome assembly
AUGGAUCAAGUACAACAAUAUACUGAAUCAUGCAAACAAUUUUUUAAGGAUUCAUAUCGUUUAAUUAAAAAAUGUACUAAACCCGAUCGAAAAGAAUAUCAAAAGAUUGCUAUGGCAACAGCUAUUGGAUUUGCUAUUAUGGGUUUUAUUGGUUUUUUUGUUAAACUUAUUCAUAUACCUAUGACAUCAACUGUCGAAACAGAUUUAACACAAAAAUUAGAAACAAGUAGUUUAGAGGCAGCUAAAAAUGAAAUAUCAAUUGGUAAAGAUACAGCUGAUAUUAUAAAAGCUCAAGCAAAUGAAGCAUUUAAAAAUGGUGAUUAUGAAAAAGCAACUGAUUUAUAUACAAAAGCAAUUGAAAUAUAUCCGGAUGCGAUUUUAUUUUCAAAUCGUAGUUUUUCUUAUCUUCGUCGUGAAUGGUAUGGUUAUGCAUUAAUUGAUGCUAAAAAAGCACUUGAAUAUGAUCCAAAAUAUAUCAAAGCAUAUUAUCGUCGAGCAUCUGCUUAUAUGGCUUUAGGAAAAUAUACAUUAGCUUUAUCUGAUUAUGAAUAUGUCACAAAAGCAUGUCCGAAUGAUAAAGAUGCAACAAUGAAAUAUGAAGAAUGUAAAAAAAUUGUAACACGUAUUCGUUUUGAAAAAGCCAUUGCUGUUGAUGAAUCAUCAAAAUCAGUUGCAAAUCAAAUUGAAAUUAAUACAAUGACUAUAGAAAAAGAAUAUGAUGGUAUACAUUUAGAACCAGAUGGUCGAGUAACUAAAGAAUUUAUGUUUGCACUUUUACCAUAUUUUGAAAACCAAAAAAAACUUCACAAAAGAUAUGCUUAUCAAAUAAUUCUACAAAUUCUUACAAUGCUCAAAUCAUUACCAACAUUAAUUGAUAUUACUGUACCAGCAAAACAUAAAUUUACUAUUUGUGGAGAUGUUCAUGGACAAUUUUAUGAUUUAUUAAAUAUAUUUAAAUUAAAUGGACCACCAUCCGAAGAAAAUCCAUAUUUAUUUAAUGGUGAUUUUGUUGAUCGUGGUUCAUUUAGUGUUGAAUGUAUUUUAACUUUAUUUGGCUUUAAAUUACUUUAUCCUAAUCAUUUUUUUCUUGCUCGAGGUAAUCAUGAAUCAUUAACAAUGAAUCAAAUGUAUGGAUUUGAAGGUGAAGUUAAAGCAAAAUAUACAGCACAAAUGUUUCAAUUAUUUACUGAAGUUUUUAAUUAUUUACCAUUAUCACAUUGUAUUAAUAAUAAAAUUCUUGUUAUGCAUGGUGGAUUAUUUAGUAAAGAUGAUGUUACAUUAAAAGAUAUACGUGCUGUUGAUCGCGUUAAACAACCACCUGAAGAAGGAUUAAUGUCAGAAAUAUUGUGGAGUGAUCCACAACCACAAAAUGGUCGAUCGGAAAGUAAACGUGGUGUUGGUCUUCAAUUUGGACCUGAUAUUACUGAACGUUUUCUUAAAUUAAAUAAUUUAGAAUAUGUUGUUCGUAGUCAUGAAGUUAAACAAGAAGGUUAUGAAUUAGCUCAUAAUGGAAAAUGUAUAACCGUAUUUUCAGCACCAAACUAUUGUGAUACAAUGGGAAAUAAAGGUGCUUAUAUUACAAUAACUGGUGAUGAUUUAAAACCUAAAUUUACAUCAUAUGCUGCUGUACCACAUCCAGCUGUUCGUCCGAUGAUGUAUGCAAAUCAAUUAUCAAUGUUUGGUUUGAUGUAA